This is a messenger RNA of Pieris macdunnoughi, 768 nucleotides long. NCBI's taxonomy places the organism in Eukaryota, Metazoa, Arthropoda, Insecta, Lepidoptera, Pieridae. The record is from the annotation of a GenBank genome assembly.
AUGGCAGAGGUAGCAGGAUUUAGUUAUAAACGAUACGAGAAGUCUUUAGGACUACUUACUACUCGCUUUGUGACAUUGUUACAAAAGGCAAAAGAUGGUGUUUUGGAUUUAAGAUCCGCUACCGAAAUAUUAGCUGUUCGGCAAAAAAGAAGAAUCUAUGAUAUCACUAAUGUUUUGGAGGGUAUUGGGCUAAUAGAGAAACGAAGUCAAAAUAGCAUUCAGUGGAAAGGUGCUUGCCAUGAUGGAAAUUCAAAUGAAAUUGGAGCAAAGGUUAAUUCCUUAAGGAAACAAAUAAGUUCUCUUGAAGAUCAAGAACAAAUAUUAGAUCAGCACAUGCACUUUAUAGAGCAAAGUAUCAAAAACAUACUGGAUGAUUCGGACAACCAGAGUUUACACUAUGUCACAGAAGCUGACAUAAGGAAGUGUUAUGAUGGAGAAAAAGAUCAAAAUAUACUUGUAUGUGAGUGUCCCCUUGGCACUGAAUUCUCCUGCAGCCAUAAUCCAUAUGAGGAAAAAGGCAGCAUACUGCACUUAAAAUCACAUGAAUCUGUAGGAGUUAUAUUAUUAUGUGAUUUAAAUAAAGAACAGAAAAUGGAUCUAGACGACACCGAUGAGGAAGUGGAGAGUUACACGGAGUUAGGAUUUAGUAAUACUUCAUCCAAUGCAAAUUACCUUCUAAGAUUGAGUCCACCCAUCACAAAAUAUGACUUCACAUUCUCCCUGAGCGGGUCGGAGGGACUGUGCGAUCUGUUCGAUAUCCCUUGCUAA